Macrobrachium nipponense is the source of this 3203-nucleotide messenger RNA. RefSeq names its product fatty acid hydroxylase domain-containing protein 2-like. NCBI's taxonomy places the organism in Eukaryota, Metazoa, Arthropoda, Malacostraca, Decapoda, Palaemonidae. Gene Ontology annotation, molecular function: iron ion binding; C-4 methylsterol oxidase activity. The record is from RefSeq and is a predicted model, not a curated record. Gene Ontology annotation, cellular component: endoplasmic reticulum membrane. The transcript is spliced from 7 exons. The coding region runs from base 160 to 1227 and encodes 355 amino acids. Gene Ontology annotation, biological process: sterol biosynthetic process.
CACCUGCGACACAAGCAGCUCUGCUCCACCCACAGCGGGACUACUACACACUUCUGAUUCUGAUUCUGACUGUCACUUGUCAGUCCACUACAAAAGUGGUUGCUGUGAUCAAGCACUGCUGUGCGACUCUCGAUUUUGCUUCGAGACCAUCACGACAUCAUGGAGGACACUUUGAUUCGGCCAAAAAUGGAGCUUUUGGAAAGGACCCCUGGAAAUGAAAGGUCAUCCGCGAAGGAGGUUUUGGAAGAAGGGGAGGGAACAGUCUGGUCCUCACUCAAGAAGGCCCUUGUCAUCAUAACCACAACUUCUGUGGUACUUCUGGCCAUGAGGAAUACUCUCACAUACCAUCUUCAGCACUUCUGGGGAGCCUCUGGCAACUUCUGGCAGCACCAGUGGGACAAAAUUCUCGAUCUCUGUGGUCACGACGAGUUUACUCUCCUUGUAUAUGGGCCAGCCAUUUUGAGUUACCUCGUCUACUGGGGGGUUGGUUCUCUCUACACUCUCCUAGACGUGACGAGCCUCCAUAAAUUUGCCAUGAAGUACAAGAUGCAGCCACACACUAAUGAACCCUUGCAGCUUCGAGAGGUACUCAAGACAUUCGCAGUCGUGAGCUUCAACCAGAUCUUCGCUGGCACUCUAUUUCUCAUUCUGGGCUUUUGGUUCCUGCAAGUGAGAGGCUACGAUCGCUCUCCCCAGCUACCAACAUUCCACUGGGUGCUCUUUGAGCUUGUCAUCUGCGUCAUAGUCAUCGAAUUCGGCUUCUACUACGCACACAGGUUAAUCCAUCAUCGUUCCCUGUACAAACACAUCCACAAGAUACACCAUGAAUGGCAGAGCCCCAUAGCCAUCUCAGCAUUGUACGUCCAUCCUGUAGAGUACACGUUCGGCAACAUGGGGCCCGUCAUGUUGGGGCCCUUGCUUCUGGGGUCCCAUCCCGCUACAAUGUGGCUCUGGUCCACACUGGCGACAAUGAACACUCUGAACGCUCACUGUGGAUAUCACCUCCCAUUCUUCCCAUCUCCGGAGGCGCAUGAUUUUCAUCACCUCAAAUUCAACCAGUGCUACGGCGUUCUGGGCAUCUUGGAUCACCUGCAUGGCACGGACAAGAUCUUCAGGGCCUCCGCCAAUUACCCGAGGCACCAGACCUUCCUUACCCUGACGCCACCUCGCAAGAUGUUCCCGGAUGCAGAUCCCGACGCCAAGGGCAUCAAGGCCAAGAGCUGCUGAGGAAACAAUCCAAGGAAAGAGGCAAAUAUGGCAGGGUGGCCAAAAAGCGGCAAGGAAAGUCAGGAUACAGUUUUUUUUAAAUCUUCGGACAUAUAGUGCUUAAUAAUGCCACACCUGGCAACUCUAGAAAGGGGGCGGAGCUUCAAAAUCAUAGCCUUUGUGGCUUUCUAGAUUUCCAUUAACUUUACACCAUAAAGAUUCUGUAGAACUCCUAUAACCAUUUAUACUUGAAUGUAGAAACAGACCAUAUUAUUCGUUAAUGCUGAUUUGGUAACAUCAGUUCAGGGUAGGAUAUCGUUCAUCCAUUUUUAAAACCUACUGUGAAAACUUACUUAUAAGUAAUGUUUGACACUAAACUUUCGUAAAAUUCAAGCGUAAUUGAAGACGGAUCAUAAAAAUUGGGAGAAAAUGUUUUAAAAUUUGGGCAUUACUUGUGGAAAUCGUGAAGAAUAAUACAGUACAGAAUGAAAUAAUAUAACGAGAGAGAGAGAGAGAGAGAGAGAGAGAGAGAGAGAGAGAGAGAGAGAGAGAGAGAGAGCGAGCCAUCAUAGGCCUAUCGAUAGAGAAACUUAAUUCAUUAUAUUUACUUUUAGAGAUUGAGUGAUAAUAUUUUUUUUCAAAUGCUUCAAAAGUGGAGAGAGAGAGAGAGAGAGAGAGAGAGAGAGAGAGAGAGAGAGAGAGGCCUAUCUUUAGAGAUACUUAAUUCAUUAUAUUUACUUUGAGAGAUUGAGUGAUAAUAUAUUUUGAAAUGUGUUUUAAAAGUGGAGAGAGAGAGAGAGAGAGAGAGAGAGAGAGAGAGAGAGAGAGAGAGAGAGAGAGAGAGCAAAAUCUGCUUACGUGAAAGCACAGGCCUAUUUAUAACUACUUAAUUUCAUUAUAUUUUCUUUGGUAGAUUGAGUGGUAAUAUAUAUUAUUAAAGUAAGUUUUAGAAGUGGAGAGAGAGAGAGAGAGAGAGAGAGAGAGAGAGAAUUAUAGUAUUGAUGACGGAAUUGUGAUGGGAAAAGGCAGAAGAAAGAGAGGUGAGUCGGUGCACAGAUACCUGGGAAACAGGAUGAUAUGUCUGCCAAGAUCGUGCUGCACUAUGCUAGAUAAAAUUUGAAGGAUCAUAGCAUUCAAGUUAAUUCUCUAAGAAAUUCAUAUCCUAAUUCUGAUUUCAAUCGACAGUUGCCGUAACAUUACAUGAUUGAAAAAAGACGUGGAAAAUUUUAAACACAGGCUAGGGUCAUUCUUGCUCUCUUGAUAAAGUGUACUUUUUCAAAUCGGUUUCAUCCACAUAUUCACGAAAAAAAAGCUGUGUUAAGUAAAAAUAUUCAUUGCACAGACAAUUGAAGUUUUAUAUCGAGCAAAAAAUGCUGAUGUGUUGGGAGAUCUUUGAGCCUCGGGGCAAAGUAAUGCAGCCUUGUAGGCUAACUAAGAACUGGAUUGUAAUGGGAGCAUUACCAGAAAAUCUUUGAGCUCACAUGCUACUUUAACCUUGAUGAAGAUUUAUUUUUAAAGACAGUAGCUUUGUAAACAGCAACUAGCAUUCGAUCCAUGUCAAUGUCAAAGUACUUAAAGUGUGAAAUCCGUUGCGUAAGCCAGUAUCCAAUGACUUGCGCUUUCCCGCUCGACGUUCUGGGACUCCUCCUAAGGCCGGUCAAUAGAGGGUCGAACCCGAAACUAAUUACUAUAAAGCUGGAAUCAAUCUUAAAGUGUUCGUUCAUAUGUACAUAUUUCCAGAAAAAAACCCACCGGCCAACUCCUUAGCGUUUUACAAAAUUUGAUCCUGAAGUUAACAUCUUUAUACGUAAAAAGCUACUCGAAAUGCAGAUUUUGAGUGAAUGGUAACUUCAGCAAUGGUUAUUUUUUAGAUAUAACUCAGUUCAUUUUCAAUUAAAGGACUUUUUUAGACCAAGAGAUUAAAAAUUACAUUAGAUUUUGCAAUUUAUGGGUCUAUUUUUCUUGUAAGGGCCCAAAAAAUAAAAUAUAAGAUAACA